AUGAAACUCAUAUUCUUUGAAAGACGCACAAGCGAGAGUGCAGGCGGAAGCGCACGGGUAUUGCGCUCGACACCAGACUGGAGCGAUGCCGCCAUUAGUGGCGAACACCUUUGGGCGCCCACAUCGGUGUCUGGAGAUUGCUGCUAUGUAGGCGAAUCUGAGUGCCAGAAACAUGGGGCUCGAAUGAAAUGUUCAGCGUGCAAAAUCGUCGCUCAUACUGCCUGCAUCGAUAUCUUGAUAGACCGAGUGCAGUUCACCUGCAAGCCCACAUUCCGAGAUGUUGGAGUUCGUCAGUACAGGGAACAAACUCUCACUCAUCAUCACUGGGCCCAUCGGCGCUCUGAGAAGGGCAAGUGCAAAGCUUGCGGCAAGUCAUUCCGGCGCAGCUGCUGCUAUUGGUGCAUAACACCCCAAAGAUCUGUAGACAAGAAUAUCGAAAUACACGAUGAAUCCCUCCAAGGAAAAUUAUCGUUUAGCUCUAAAGAAAUCGUGGCAUUAAGUUGUUCUUGGUGUAAAGACGCCUAUCAUAACAAAGAAAGUUGUUUCAAUUUACAGAGGAUAGGAGAAGAAUGUUCUUUGGGCAUUCAGUCAAACAUAAUAGUACCACCGUCAUGGAUAGUAAAAUUGCCAAGGAGAGGUAGCUUUAAAUCUUCGUUAAGAAAAUCUCCUAAAAAGAAGAAUACAGCAAAGAAGAAAGGAAAAGACUCUAAAGGAGAACAAAAGACUUUUGUAAUUAAACCUAUUCCAACUGCCAACGUAAAACCAGUGCUGGUUUUCAUUAAUCCUAAGAGUGGAGGUAAUCAAGGUGCUAAGCUGCUGCAAAAAUUUCAAUGGCUGCUUAAUCCGCGACAAGUCUUCGAUCUUACUCAGGGUGGACCUGGACCAGGAUUGGAGAUGUUUCGCAAAGUGCCCAACUUGCGAGUAUUAGCGUGCGGUGGAGAUGGUACAGUCGGAUGGGUGUUAAGCGUACUCGACCGGAUCGGUUCGAGACCAGCCGUUGGAGUGCUUCCACUGGGAACUGGAAAUGAUCUCGCAAGAGCACUCGGGUGGGGAGGUGGAUAUGAAGAUGAGCCCAUAUCCAAGAUCUUAGCUCAUAUCGGUGAAAGUGACACUGUGUUACUAGAUCGAUGGCAAUUAAAAGUUGAACCGAAUGAAGCUGCGUCUGGUGAGGAUACGAGCAAUGCGAAGCCGGAACUGCCACUUAAUGUUGUGAAUAAUUACUUCUCGUUUGGCGUCGACGCGCACAUUGCUCUUGAAUUUCAUGAGGCUAGAGAGGCGCAUCCGGAAAAGUUCAACUCUCGUAUACGAAAUAAGUUAUUUUACGGAACUGCGGGUGGCAAGGACUUAAUGCAAAGGAAAUGGAAAGGUCUUGCUGAAUUCGUCACUAUGGAGUGCGAUGGAAAAGAUUUUACACCUGUGCUCCGAGAGCAUAAAGUCCAUGCUAUUGUAUUCUUAAACAUUCCAAGCUACGGGGGUGGAACACACCCUUGGAACAAGUCGAUGGGAGCUACCGAGCCAUCGACUGAAGAUGGCCUCAUAGAAGUAGUAGGAUUAACCACAUAUCAGUUGCCAUUACUGCAAGCGGGUGGUCACGGCACUUGUAUCACACAAUGUAAGACGGCCAAAAUAGUAACCACCAAAGUGAUUCCGAUGCAAGUGGACGGUGAAGCUUGUAGACUGGCGCCCUCUGUUAUUACUCUGUGCAGACUGAAUCAAGCAAUUAUGCUCGCUAAAAAGAAACCCGGAAGAGUACUAGUGCCCCAAACAACGCUGGAUAAACUUUCCCUCACAGUGAAUCUCAUAACAAUGGCCGACUAUGAGCGUCAUCAUUACGACAAGGAAUUGUUGGCUAAAACAGCGGAACGGAUCGGCACUUUGGAAGUGAAUCCGGCGGCCGACUUAGAACAAAUGCGAACUCUCAUUCAAAACAUGAUUAAAGAAUCUCAAACACACUCAAACCUCGUUGACUGGUGGUUCGUCGAUUCGGUGACAGCAGAACGUUUCUUUCGAAUCGACAAAGCUCAAGAAAAUCUCCAUUAUCCGACGGAUAUCGGGCAUGAGAAUAUUUAUAUUCUCGAUGCAGCCCCUUUGACACCGGACACUGAAUCAACGGCUCAUCCGGAAACAACGGCUACAGCGUCCUUAGACCGGACCGGGCCAUCUGUGUCGCUAGACACUACCACUGGUCUAUCUGUGUCUUUAGAUAUAUCUCAAAGCGUAGAUACACCCAGUGCUGGUGUCUCUUUGGAUGUGCCGGAAUCGCAUGCUAGUGAAUCUGGAUUCGGAAGUCCCGCGCGAAACUCAGAGGAAUUACUCACACCUCAAACACCGCCUUCCGGGAUGCCUCCCUCCGCCUCCAAAAUGUCUUUUCUGUCCGCCAAAACAUCCCCCCAACCAUCAAAAGUUCCAUCCAUUCAAGACAGUAAUUCUCCGCCACUUUGCACCAGUCCACCAGUUGGAAAAGACCAAACAAAUCGAGAUUCCAUUGCAAGAUUCAGAACCGUUCACGAAAAACUGUUUGGAUUUGAUCAAGAAGUGUUUGGCUGUAGAAAAUUAUUGGAGAAAACAACGGACGCGCUUCUAAAAGCGGCUAAAGUCGGUGAUUUGAAAAUGAUGAAAGAGCUGCACACUGCAGGGUACUCCCUGCUAUCGAUAGACGCAACAGGACAGACAGCUCUACACAUCGCCGCCAGAUACGGUAACAAGGAUAUAGUGAAGUAUCUGAUCGCGAGCGCUCCCACGGCGUUGCUGAACAUGCGGGACAACGAGCGAGGCCAGACCGCCCUGCACAAGGCCGCGGCGAACAAGCGCCGGGCGAUAUGCUGCAUGCUGGUCGCGGGCGGCGCCUCCCUCUCCCGUCAGGACCACAACGGUCUCACCCCGCGUCAUCUAGCACUUAGGGCAGAUGACCACGACUUAGCUGCCUAUUUGGAAAGUCAAGAACACUUUCAACUAGUAUCAGAAGAUCUGGAAACAGCUGUG
This is a messenger RNA of Brenthis ino (lesser marbled fritillary), 2982 nucleotides long. The record is from the annotation of a GenBank genome assembly. NCBI's taxonomy places the organism in Eukaryota, Metazoa, Arthropoda, Insecta, Lepidoptera, Nymphalidae.